ACCGACCGCUGCAGCCUUUAUAACUGAUCGAUGAGGGUGAUCCCGAGCCCAUGUUCGAUCUUCUGAUCCGCUACGAUGCCGAUGUCAACGCGACUACCCCCGACAAGGACAACGAGCCCAUACUGUCGUAUUAUAUCAAGAGUAACGACACCGGAGGAGCUGAUGAGGCUAUCCGGCUGCUGCUCAAGAAGGGAGCAAACCCCCUGGCGGGUGAUCCCAUCCGUCGCGCUCCCCUGGCUACCGCGGCCCGUCUCGGCCAGUAUCACAUCGUCGAGCUCCUUCUGAACGCCAUGCCCGACGGUGGUUUGUCGUUAGCCCGACUCAAGCAAGUCGUGGACUCCCUGGAAUCGAGCUUACUCCGCCCGCACAGACCCAGAAUGAUGAGGAUGAUCGAGUGCUACCAUCAACGCAUGCGCUUCUCAAUGACGCCUGGGAAUGUCGAGCCUACAAAGAGAAAGAGAUCUUUGUCUACCCAGUUUAGAUCUAAUCGUUGAGCUUCAUUCCUCCUGACCUUGUAUACCCUUGGUUCAGC
Molecule: messenger RNA, 532 nt
Organism: Aspergillus candidus
Lineage: Eukaryota; Fungi; Ascomycota; Eurotiomycetes; Eurotiales; Aspergillaceae
Product: ankyrin repeat domain-containing protein
Exons: 1
Coding region: 51-494 (147 amino acids)
Molecular function (GO): protein binding
Source: RefSeq, a predicted model, not a curated record